Messenger RNA from Manihot esculenta (cassava), 982 nucleotides. Its product is annotated as DNA-directed RNA polymerase II subunit RPB7. The record is from RefSeq and is a predicted model, not a curated record. Gene Ontology annotation, molecular function: translation initiation factor binding; single-stranded DNA binding; single-stranded RNA binding. Lineage: Eukaryota; Viridiplantae; Streptophyta; Magnoliopsida; Malpighiales; Euphorbiaceae. The transcript has 7 exons. Gene Ontology annotation, cellular component: RNA polymerase II, core complex; P-body. Gene Ontology annotation, biological process: DNA-templated transcription; transcription initiation at RNA polymerase II promoter; positive regulation of nuclear-transcribed mRNA poly(A) tail shortening. The coding region runs from base 230 to 760 and encodes 176 amino acids.
UAUUUUAUUUUAUUUUUUUAAGGAAAUAUAAAACUGAUCUUUUAUAUUUAUCAAUAUUGCAAAUAAAUUAAGAGAACAUUAGCCCUCAGCCGCUGUAGUUGAAAGGCAGCCCACAAAGCCCAUCAAGAUCACCAUCACUCAUCGGCUCGCUGCAGUUGUAUUGCCUUUCUUCGUAGUCGCACUCGUAAUUCUAACCAGGGAAAGGGCAGCAUCUACACACGCAGAGAAGAUGUUUUUCCACAUAGUAUUGGAAAGGAACAUGCAAUUGCACCCACGCUACUUCGGCCGCAACCUCCGUGAAAAUCUCGUAUCCAAGCUCAUGAAAGAUGUCGAGGGCACUUGCAGUGGUCGACAUGGAUUUGUUGUUGCAAUAACAGGAAUAGAGAACAUUGGGAAAGGGUUGAUCCGAGAUGGAACAGGAUUUGUGACAUUUCCAGUGAAGUACCAGUGCGUUGUGUUCAGACCUUUUAAAGGAGAGAUUUUGGAAGCUGUUGUUACAAUGGUAAACAAGAUGGGAUUUUUUGCAGAAGCUGGGCCUGUUCAAAUUUUUGUUUCAAAUCAUUUAAUACCUGAUGAUAUGGAGUUCCAGUCUGGAGAUAUGCCAAACUACACAACUUCGGAUGGAUCAGUGAAGAUUCAGAAGGAUUGUGAAGUGAGAUUGAAGAUAAUUGGGACUCGAGUUGAUGCUACGGAAAUUUUUUGCAUUGGUACCAUAAAAGAUGAUUUCCUGGGUGUGAUAAAUGAUCCGGCAACUGCUUAGUGGAGUAGUGUACGAGAACUUUUGAUUGCAUCAAACUUCCCUGCAAUUGAAAUUGGAACGAUGCCAGUCAUACUUCAUUACGACUUACGAGAGGAGUAUUGACAUUUUUAAAUACAAUUUAUGUUGUAAUUUAAUAAUUUUAUAUUAGAAUAUAUGUUAAAUAUUAUAAAAAACAAUGGCAAUAAAGACUGUUGACAAGUCUAACAGAUUAUUAACCUUUUA